Molecule: messenger RNA, 5683 nt
Organism: Bolinopsis microptera
Lineage: Eukaryota; Metazoa; Ctenophora; Tentaculata; Lobata; Bolinopsidae
Exons: 33
Coding region: 209-5269 (1686 amino acids)
Biological process (GO): cell surface receptor signaling pathway; G protein-coupled receptor signaling pathway
Cellular component (GO): membrane
Molecular function (GO): G protein-coupled receptor activity
Source: RefSeq, a predicted model, not a curated record
AUGAGAGUGUGUUGUGGGUUUAAGGUAGCAUUUUUGCAGAUGAUGUACAAUUCUCGAGCGAUAAGCGCUUUGUAUCUGUUUCCCUGUUUUGUGUUUGAUGUCUUAAUUUACAUACGAAGACAUAGUUAGGCUUUGAAUUUUCUAUUGAACUCAAGAAAAUUCAUCGAAGACGAAGCAGUCGCCCUCUGACUAAUUCUCAAGACACAAGAUGGUGAUGCUGAUCUUGCUGACAAUUGGUUUUGUUUACGAAACAUUUCCCGGCAUCGCAGCUGAGUGUCAAGCUCAAACAGUCGACUGUAACGGAGUACUUGAGUGUGACGAUUAUUCUGACGAAAUAGGUUGCUCUACAAAAGGAGUUUACUCACGGAUGGGUCUAUCUGAUGAGACAAGAUUUCUUGUCCGAACUCCAGAUGGAGAUCAUACAUUCUGUUUCUACACAUUCGGGAAAUUGGACUUGUUCACUUCUGAUUUUGGUUCUAAUAGUUCACCGGUUGAUAUCAAGUCAAAGGGCCAUUAUUGUCUUGUCAAUGAAAAUGAAAAGAAAACGAUUGAGGGAUAUCUGUACGAUACCAGCACGAAGAGUUUCAUCAUUGCGGGCGAAGGAAGCAUUAAGGCAAACCAUACCGUUGGAGUAUGGGGAAUACAGGCUGAUUCAAUCAUAAAAAACAUCAUGGUAUAUCGUAAGGCACUUUCACCUCCAGAGAUGUUAGGUUACAUAACCAACUGUGGAAAUGAUGGUUAUUCGGCUGCCAUUGAUGUUUUUCUAGACCAUCAUUUGGUUGUUGUUUUGAACAUAAAGUAUCGACAAUCUGUAAGUAAGAACCCUGAUGAUUCUUCUGAACAAAGUAAGAACCCCGAUGAUUCUUCUGAACAAAGGAUGAACAAAAUACGGUCAAUAGUUAAACGUGACGAUGACAAUGACGAUGACAAUGACGAUGACGAGUCGCCACCUGGGUCAGGGUGGAUAAAGAGUGAAACUAAUGAUUAUGAUAUAGAUUUAUCUAGUUCAGACGAAGAUGUGUUUCCUGCCUUUAAAUACACAGCUUUAACAGACAUGUGUCAAGAGGGUUUUACUCCAACUGGGUCAGUAGAUCUAGCUACAACUCAUAUUUGUGAGAGCGGACUGACUAUAUCCAACCACUGCUGUGAAGGUGAUAUUUGUGAGCGGUGUAAUGAAGCUGACCCGGAUAAGACGGUGGAGUGUGAAUAUGUCAAGUCACAGAUUGUGGCCUUAGCAAAGAAAGGAAACGAAAAAUCGUGUUCUAGUAGAGCUGAAAUAGUUAACGCUUACAACAAUAUCUUAGGCACGGACGCAAUUCGUUCUGCUAACACCUUCACAGAUUGCCAAAAGUCAAGUUGUGUCUCCAAAGCUUACCUUCAAAACUUAAUGAGUGGUGCCGCCAACAUCUGGGCAUCUGAAAGGACUAUGGAAUACUCUGCCUGGACUUCACCAAUAGCCAGUGAAGAGGGCAGUCGAGCUGUGGUUCUUAGUAAAGACGGUGAUUGGAGUCUAGAAAGUGAUCUGCCAGAAGAUUCAUCUGUUUUGUGCAAUGUUGGCGAUUCAACUAAAGCACUAAAGUUUCAAACUCCUUCCGACUUCUCCCAAAUACGGGUCUCAAAAACAGAAGCGUUCAGGAAACUCACAAUAUGUUGGGCUGCAUCAGGGUCCGGAGUUCUGCUGCACUACACAGGAGUGUCUUCUAUUACUGGGAAGGAUAUUUACAUUGCAACAGAGAUAAUAAACGCUCGAACUUACUUGACUGUCUACAUUGCUGGAUACCCGGAGUAUUUUGAUGUUGACUCAAGCAUUGGAAACUACAUUUGUCUAAGAUGGGAGAAGAGUACAGGAAACAUAGAUCUUGCGAUUAAUGGAGAGUGGGUUGUUGGCAAAAACACGUAUGCGAGCAGUCGAAGAAUCAACCUUCCCAAAUCAGGAAGAUUAGUGAUUGGAGCUGAGAUCAACACGGCUGUGGAUCCUAUGCUGGUUGACGCUAAUUCAGGUCGUUGGACGGGUCUGAUCAAGAACUUGGUUAUCUGGGACAGAUUCUACAACCCUCUAAUGCUAAUAAAAACAUCAGAAAAAGCUAUGUGUAGUGAACGAGCAAAGUCUAGCGAUGGGUGGUUAACAUUUGAGAUGGUUAUAGCGGGGUCAACAAACCAUGAGAUGUAUUCUAACUUUGAGUAUUCAUCUAGUAAUUGUGGCCAGUUUAAUGAAGAAAACGAGAACAGAUAUGAGAAGAGAGAUGAGAAGAGAGAUGAUGAUAGGGAUGAGCCCAGCUCAAUAUCAAUAGAUUACUCAACCUACUCAUCGGAUCCCACCUUUGUUUUUAAGUGGGUUAAAUCAACAGAAGAAGGGGUGACCAUCAGUAUCGCUGAGGAUAUGAAUUACAUUGUUACAAAACUCAGUGAUAAGGGGAACAUAAAACUGGACCCUCUCUCUGCACUUUGUAUAUCUGGGUUAAAAGGAACAUCCAGUUACGCGUUUGUUGUGGCUGCUCACAGUACUGGUCUAACAACGUUGCAAGUCGGACAAAAGAUUAUCACUGUACCCUACGGCACUCCCGGAUCCGGGCAAGUAGAGAAUGUGUAUCCAGUUGGAGAUAAGAUCUGUAUCACAAACGUGCUCGCUCCCUCCGACUAUGCUCCUCUAGAUGGUUUUAUCGAGAGUAUCCAUUACAUGGUAGAUUCAAAGGAUCCAUUACCGUGCCCAAGUGAGGAACAGAUCACCACGGAUCAGGGCGUUUUGGUUUGGCCUCCAGUAAAAGAGUCUGGAGAUGUUACCACAGCUUGUCAGUACGGCAAAGUAUCAGACUACACGAAAGUGGGACUAGCCACCAGAACGUGUAGCCAGUCCGGGUGGAGUGGAGUGGGUGAUGUGACCGCGUGUGCUGUGAAGUACACUAUACCUACCAAGGAGGCUGAGGAGUACUUUGAGGACACUGAGAUUACUGAUGAGAAUGUAGAGGAGUUUGCUGAUACAAUUAACCAGGUUGUUCAAGAAACAGACACAGUUACCCAGCAACAAAUGGUGACAGCAGCUGAUGCUAUGGAGAAGCUCACUAAUACCACUAACGUUACGAUAAGCAGCACAGCCAUGACAACAGUUGUCGAGAUUGCCAAUAUAAUCAAUAUAAACGGUGAAUCUGAAACGGAGGAAAUAAAAGAGGAUGAGGCGAAAACUGCCACUAGGAUCGUAGAAUCGGUAGAAAAACUGGCAGGAAAAGUUGACGUACCCGUCAACGAGACAUUUGUCGCCAAAACAGAGACCGUUAGUGUCGCGGUUCACAAACCACCAAACCCAGAUAAUUCUAGUGGGAAGGAACACCUGGGGGAUAUUACUGCUUUCUUUAUCGAGUUCUAUGAUGGAACUGAUAUAGACGUCUCUACUAAAAAAGUAGACCCGCUGAAGAAGAGUGAAAAUGAUAGAAUUACCAUUAGGAGAGAACAGAUCAAUCCCGGGGAAAAUGUUUGGUUUACGAGCUACAGAGAGGGAAGUUCUCUGUUCAACUCGGAUACUACAAUUGAAGUUGAUGGCGAAAUUAUCGGCGCAGGGAUCGGAGAAAAGAAAAAGAAAUUCGAGGACGGAAAGGGGAUUAUCAUGACAUUUUACACCUAUUAUGAUUUGGAGAAAGAAAAUGCGCUUUGCCAGUUCUGGGACACUUCUGGCAAAGUUGGAAAGUGGAGUUCAGAGGGUAUGAAGUUUAUCAACAAAACAGAUCUCUACAUCACAUGCCAGUCCAAUCAUCUCACAAACUUUGCUAUCCUCAUCAACCCUAGCAACAAAAUAUUUGCAGGUGGACAGCGGUUAGCCCUGCAGAUAAUCACGAUUCUCGGAACAGUCCUGUCAAUGAUAGGUCUUGUGGCUACUAUUGUUGGGCUGUCUGUUUUCAAACAGAUAAGAUCAGUUCUGACGAACAAGGUUCACAUAGGACUAUCCUCCUCCCUUCUUAUCGCAUAUUUCUUUCUCCUUGUCGGAGCAGAUUUGGUCGGAAGCGAAGGAGUUUGUUAUUUCUUCUCGAUAGUAACCCACUUCUGGUUCCUCUGUGCUUUCUGCUGGAUGAUGUGUGAAGCUCUGAACCUUUAUCUCAGACUAGUGGUAGUCUUCGAGACUUACUCUAAGAUGUUUCUUAAGUACUCCAUAUUUUCACUUGUGACGCCGCUUGUGAUUGUGUUGGUAACUGUCAUCGUGGAAUUUGCUGGAGAGAAUGGAGCUUACAUUAUCAGCAAUAAAGCCAGUGGAAGUCGCCUAUAUUGCUGGUUGGACUACAAAGCAAGGAUGGUUGCAUUCAUGCUGCCUCUAAUCCUAAUACUAUGUACUAAUCUAAUAGUGUUUAUCAUCGUCAUGAGGGUCUUGUUCUCCAACAAACAGGGUCAUGCCUCCCCCACCAACAAAUCGCAUUGGAUAGCUAGAUUAAGAUCAGCAGUAGUAGUGUCAACUCUAAUCGGGCUGUCAUGGAUAAUGGGUAUAUUCGCUCUCGGAGAGGCCAGCUUCGUUAUCAAUGUUAUCUUUACUCUUGUGAACAGUCUGCAAGGGGUGAUGAUAUUUUAUUUGUACUGUUUCUCUAAAAAAGAAGUCUUCACGAAGUGGAAAAGUACUAUCCAGAGCUCGCUCGACAAAUCGAGUAUAGCAGAUUACAAGAAUGGAACCAAUACGUUUAACUCUGGACCGCCUAGAACGAACAAUGGCAUUAACAGCACCUCAACAACCAACCUUAAAACUGGUCCGAGUGUGUUACGUAACAUAGACAUGGACAGCCCUGGGGAAAAUGAGGAAAAGUUGACAAACAGCCCUGAGGUAGAACAAACGAUCAGUAACGUGGAGCCAGAGGAAGAGGUUCAUCCCCAGAGCUCCCCUGAAAUUACACCACCUUCCCCAGCAAGUUUAAAGAAGAUUUAUCUGGUUUGCACCACUGAAAUUCAGCCACCUUCUCUAACUGAAGAUGAAAAUAUGGACCAGAUUCCUAUCCCUGAAAUUCCACCACCUUCUUCAGCAAAUGAAGAGAAAAUUGAUCAUAUUUGCACGCCUGAAAUUCCUCCUCCUACUCCAACUGAAGAUGACAAGAUACAUCUGAGUAGGCGUAGCCCCUCUGAUAUUCCACCACCUACCCUCUCUGAAAAUAACACUAUAGAUGACCGCAAACUUACUGAAGUUCAGUCUCCUACCCCAACCGAGGAUGAUCAUAUAGACCAGAGUAUUUCCUCUGACAUUCCAUCCCCUGAACGAGAGGAACAGGAAAUAGCUACUGAUAUGUUACACUUCCUCAUGUAGGGGGUACAGAAUUUUGAUUAACUUCAAUAAGCAGUACGACUUGAAGAUACUUUCCAUCUGCGAUGGUUCCUAUUCUGUCAGGAAAUUGCUUAGGGCAAACCUCGUAUCUUUGAAUGUUUCUUAGUUGACAAGAGGCACUUUUGUUCGCAUACUAAGAUUUAAUUUAACUUAAUGAAACCGAGUCGUAUUUUGGAAAUAUGGUAGAAUUGUUUCUUACCACAAAUCAAAUUAAAAAAUUUAGUACCUUGGGUGAAUUUUAAAUGAACGUUAUAAAUUAAACGGUAAAAUUAAUAUAUCAACUGCUUUUUGAUAUCAGCUUUUGUGCCUUUUGACGCAUAUAAUGAACGCAUUGUGCGAACUGCGAGGGCCUCAAUGUAUUGUUCAUUAGUUCAUUGACUUUGCCUUUACAAAUUG